Molecule: messenger RNA, 282 nt
Organism: Neogale vison (American mink)
Lineage: Eukaryota; Metazoa; Chordata; Mammalia; Carnivora; Mustelidae
Gene: FAM240A
Product: family with sequence similarity 240 member A
Exons: 2
Coding region: 7-282 (91 amino acids)
Source: RefSeq, a predicted model, not a curated record
CAGGGGAUGAACAAUCAGUACGUCCGCCGGGAGGUCUUCUGCGGGAACACCUGUCACGAACUCAAGCGCUUCUGGGAGCGGGAGAUUGGCAAGCAGACCUACUACCGGGAAUACGAGGAGUAUCGCCUGGGAAGAAGUGCCCUGAGAAAGCUCAGAGAGGAAUGGAGGCAGAGACUGGAAGCAAAACUGAGGUUGCGGAACAAUCUAGAUGAGACAGAAAAGCGGGCAAACGUGGGCCGGGAGCUUCUUGCUUCACUGACACAAGAGGAUUCAAAGCCCUGA